Molecule: messenger RNA, 1714 nt
Organism: Dendroctonus ponderosae (mountain pine beetle)
Lineage: Eukaryota; Metazoa; Arthropoda; Insecta; Coleoptera; Curculionidae
Product: zinc finger protein OZF-like
Biological process (GO): regulation of transcription by RNA polymerase II
Cellular component (GO): nucleus
Molecular function (GO): DNA-binding transcription activator activity, RNA polymerase II-specific; RNA polymerase II cis-regulatory region sequence-specific DNA binding; zinc ion binding
Source: RefSeq, a predicted model, not a curated record
AAACUAGUUUAAAUACAUAACAUAACCUUUGAAAUAACCUAUGUCAUCUGUGGUCUCUGAUAUGUCUAUGGAGUUUGGAGUUUGUUUUGUUUAGUUCAUUGCCAUUCAUUGCUUUCAUCUCAAUGUUUAUAAUUGCGAUUUAUAAUAACCAUUGAUGAACAUGCUGUUCAUCUUCAGUAUGGUGCGUUUGAAAACUUAACGAGUGAUGUUCGAUUUCAGUGUGUUAUUGUGGUACUAAGAGAACAGGUUCACUUAAAUAAAUGUGAUCAAAACACAUUUAUGUGCCGAGGUGUGAACAAACUAGUUAAAUAAUGGCCCAGGAUUUGACUAAAAUGUGUAGAACCUGCUUAGAUAAAGCGUUGCCCGCAACAUCUUUAUUUACUUUGCAGUACAUUAAUCAGAAAGAGCUCAGCUUGGCUCAAAUGCUUACAGCGAGUACUUCCAUAAUGGUAUUGGAAGAUGACAGUUUACCUAAACAAGUAUGCUCGCAAUGUGAAGUCAAUAUAUUCAAUACUUACAAUUUCCUACAGCAAUGUAAAAAAUCAGACUCUCUACUGCAGACGAUUAUUACCGACGCAAAUAUAAAACUAGAGUCUAGACAUCCACACAUCCACAUUGCAUCUGCGAACUCAACGCUAGAGCCUUCCAUGGAUGUUAGCAAUAUUUUUAACAGUUCUAACUUAGGUCAAGAAACCGAUGAUCAAAAUGACACUGAUAACUUUGAAAACGAGGUCAAUACUGUAAGUGAAGUUGUGGAACAACCCAUGAAGAAAAUUGUUAUACUUAUCGACCAGCAUGAGAGUUACAAUAACAUAAGCGAUAAUUUUGAAGAAGUGUAUAUUAAUUCCCCAUACACCUUCAAUGAAAACCAAAUUAAUUUUUCUCAUUACAAUGAUAACCGAGGUAUCAAGGAACUGAAUAUCCAGAAGUCCAAUAUACCACUUGAAGAUGAAACAAUGCAGCCCUUGUUUGCAUGCGAGGCAAAAGGUUGUUUCUCUUGUUUCACUUCUCCAACGGAUUUAAAACUUCAUAAUAGGACACACACUAGCAAACAGAACAUAUGCGAAUUAUGCAACAAGAUGUUUUCAAGUGCCAGUACACUGUCGCGGCACAUGGCCAGCAAGCAUCAACCCGAAAAGAAAACUCGUGUAUGUAGGGAAUGUGGCAAAAGUUUUUCAAGAUCUGACGAUUUGAAAAGGCAUAUUCGAGUGCAUACUGGUGACAGACCAUUCAGUUGUGAAAAGUGUGGAAAAGCAUUUUCGCAAUCGUUCAGAUUGUUGGAGCAUAUAAGGUCACAUUCUAAUGUCAAAAACUUCAUUUGUGCAGUAUGUGGUAAAGGAUUUGCUCGAUACACCAGUCUUCUUGUGCACAAUAAGACACAUAAUCAAGUAAAAUCACAUGAAUGUACGGAAUGUGGAAAGAGAUUGUGCGGGGCAACUUCUUUAUCCAGGCACAUGAAAAUGCAUUCGGGACUAAAAAAUUUUGCCUGUGGAUUUUGUAAAAAACGGUUUGCAUCAGCCAGUAAUUUAGUUGUCCAUAAAAGAACGCAUACAGUUUUCGACCGCAAUUUUUUGAGGAAAUUUGGACAAGGAAUACUUGUUGGUAAAAAAGGGUUUGUGUUAUUUAUUGUAGGCGAAAGGCCGUAUCCCUGCCUUACCUGCGGUAAAUCUUUUCCAGACAAUUCAAGAUUAAACGUUCACAGUCGAAUUCACAG